UUACAAACUGUUUUCAAAAAAAAUCCCAAUGUAUGCUGAUUUAAUAUGAGCUUUUCUAGAUGUUUCUAGUUGUCCUGAUCACAUUAAUAACUAACCAUUUGAUUUCUAGGUCAAAAAUUUUUCCAACCUAAAAUCGUCAGAAAGAAGAAGAAUUUUUAGUCUCAUCAACUCCAAGUACAAUAUCCACCAGGAAGACGAGAAAACUGUUUUUCCAACUAUAACAAAAAACUCAAACUUCAAGUCUGAAAGAGGUGUUACAGGCACACUUUAUACUGAUGAAAGACAAAACGUCUUGUGGUUUAAAACCAGAAAUUUUGUUGAUUACAUUCCAACUGUUUUUACUCUAUGGAAAUGUCCUUACAUUUUGCCCUUUGUCUUCACUCAUGAACUUGUGAUUAAAAACAUCAAAAAUGGUGCUAAUUUAAUGUUGCCAGGCUCACUCCCUCCAUUUGACAAAGCCUGUAAAAAGAAUGCACUUGUUGCUAUUGCUGAUUACAAAUCACCAAACGUUUGUAUUGCAGUUGGCAAAUGUUUGUUGAAUUUACACCAAUAUGACGACGUUAUUGGUAAAAGUGGCAUCGCAGUUCAAAUAAUUCAUCACUUUGAUGACUAUCUCAAGUUGUUGUCAAAAGACGAAACUCAAAUCCCUAAAUCUAUUGAAAUUAAAGAUUAUAAUAAUUCAGAAACUCCCAAUCAAGAAACUUCAAUUAAUAAAAAUUGCGAAAAAAACAUAAAAGGCCAAGAAAUUGUUCAAGGCAAAGAUAUCAAUUCAAAUGAGAUUGAAGAUGAAAAUUUAUCUGAGACUAAAGAUAAAUCAGAAAUAAGCAAUUCAAAAAAUGAAUCUACUGGUUUUGAGAAUUUAAUUGAAACUGAAACUGAAACUGAAACUAAAAAGGAAAAGGAAAAGGAAAAGGAUGAAAUAGAAGGUUUAGCUGAAAUUGCAGAUAAACUUACCAUAGAAGAAACUGAUAAUUUUUUCAAAAAAGCAUUAUUUCAAACUUUAUACCAAGAUAAAAUUGAUAUACCUAUUAAUGCUUCAAGCUUUAUGGAUAUUCAUAUUAAAAAAAAUUUACCAGUUCUUUCAAACUCAAAUCUUCUAGUAAUCAAGAAAACCUCAUGGAAAAAAAGUGCCAAAUUUUUAAAAGCGAUGGAAAAGCAAAAUUUUCUAAAAUUAAAAGGAAAAGGCGAUGAUCUUGUAAUUACUGGCGUGUCAAAUAGAGAUAAUAAUGAAGAAAUCAGAACAUUUAUUCCGUAUCGAAUCAAAAAAAUCAACAAUAAUUCUUCUAGUGCAAGCAAUGCAGCAAAUGGUAAAGAUGGCAAUAAAUCUCAAAAACCUGGAAAAUUGAUCUUACAAACCCUAUGGAAACCAGUUUCAAAAACUAGAGGAGUAUUUCAAGCAGUUGGAAAACCUUUUAUUGGUUAUUAUACAAAUAAAGAGUUGAGAGAAAUACUUGUUGAGUAUAUUAAUAAACAAGAGCUUUUUCAUCCAAAUGAUAAAAGAAGCAUUGUUCUAGACGACACUUUAAGCUCUAUCAUUAAUUUUCCAAAGACUGCUAAGAGCAAGGCUAUUGGCAGAGAUAAAAUAUUUAAUGAAUUGUUAAAAGGGUUCACUGAAUUUUAUAGAGUGUUAAAACCGGAUCAAGAUGAAAAUGAGGUUUCGCCAACAAGAGGAAAAGCUCCUAAGGUGUCAAUUGUUGCAGAAACUAAAAUUGGAAGAAAAAAUGUUACAAAGAUUACAAAUUUUGAGAAAUUUUUCAUUCGAUCAGAUUCCUUUGCAGAAGAAUUAAGAGUUAAAUGUUCAGGUUCAACGACCAUUGGACCUUGCGUUCAAAAUCCUAAUCUUUUGGAAGUGGCAGUCCAAGGGUCUCAUAUUAAAUUAGUGACUGAAUUGUUAAUAAGUAAAGGUUUAGAUGCCAGUUGGAUAACAAGUGAGGAUAAAACUAAAAGUAAAAAGAAAAAACAAACAUAAGUAUUACAAUUUAUAAAUCGAAAC
Molecule: messenger RNA, 1993 nt
Organism: Ascoidea rubescens DSM 1968
Lineage: Eukaryota; Fungi; Ascomycota; Saccharomycetes; Ascoideales; Ascoideaceae
Gene: TMA64
Product: Tma64p
Exons: 1
Coding region: 425-1969 (514 amino acids)
Biological process (GO): translational initiation; formation of translation preinitiation complex
Molecular function (GO): translation initiation factor activity
Source: RefSeq, a predicted model, not a curated record